ACAGACGACUUUCAUCGCAUCAACGAUUACAUCGAUUUAGAGGACAUCACAGAAAUAGAUGAAGACAUCAGUGAUUUAGAGAGGGCUGAAGUGGAGGCCGCGAAGAACACCGUGGCACCGCCGCAGCGAUUACUACUGGAGCGUCAGCUGCACAAGAGUGUACUCAUAGGAUGGUUACAUCCGGAGUGUCCCAAAACUUUCAUCGACUCGUUUCAGAUCUAUGUGGACGGAGUGCUGAAGGCAACCAUUCCUAGCAAUGACCGAACCAAAGCCCUCGUCGAAGGGGUCGACUCAUCCAUGCCUCAUAGGAUUAGUGUGCGAGCGUUGGAUAGAAGUGGUCGCCAGUCCAAAGACCCGGCCUGUACUAUAGUAAUCGGCAAAAACAUCCCAUUCGCUCCGUGUUGUGUGAAGGCGUCCAACAUAUCGUCGGAUUCGGCGGUCAUUUCCUGGAUUCCCUGUAACUCCAACUUCUAUCACGUGGUGGCCGUCAAUAGCGUCGAAGUGCGUACAGUUAGGCCGUCGGUGUUUAAGCACCUGAUCACUGGUCUGGCGGCCAAUACGCUGUAUAGAGUGUCAGUUCGUGCCAAACCUGGAAAGCUCUUAUGUAGUGACGAGAAAAAUCCCAAAAAACUAGAAAUGCUCACAACAUUCGUCGACUUCAGAACAGUACCAAAAAGUCUUCCCGAUCCACCCGUUGAUAUACAAGUGGAAAAUGGCCCACAAGAGGGUACUCUACUGGUCACGUGGCUUCCGGUCACGUUGAACCAGUUCGGCACAUCCAACAACUGUCCCGUCACCGGCUAUGCAGUGUUUGCCGGCCAUAAAAAAUUAUCAGAAAUCGAUAGUCCGACCGGAGAUCACGCGUUGCUUGAGAUAUCCUCGUUAGAGCACUUGCAUAAGAAGGCGGUCACCGUUAGGACCAAAUCCGGUGAGAAUCUAUCGCAAGACUCGAUGCCGUGUCAGAUACCCGACGAGUUACUCAAAUUGCCUCCAAUUAAUAUUCACUCCAAAAAGACGCAUCAUUCGGAUUCAGAAUCUGAUACUGAAUUAACUCAACUCCUAAACAACUAUGUGAGACGUUCGCAAGCAUUUGAUCCAACGUCUCAGGUCGUAUACGACUCGCACCGAACAAAUAAACAGAUGGCCAGUCGUCCGUCGACCCGAACAAGUGCUACGACCCGUGCUUUACAACAACAACAACAGCAACAACAGCAUCAUCUGCAGCAACAAAAACUUCACCACCAAAGCCAUCACCACAUGACCACUCAUCCCACACACCAAUCGCAUCAUAUGAUGGAGAAUUUUAGCGAUAAAGACCUCAUAUCACGAAUGAAUAUACCGGCCAUUGAGAUCACGAAAGACACUCCGAGUGAGAGUAUUAAUCCCAUUGAGAGCUACUCUGAAGAGGAGUUCGAGUCGAUGAGACAGCGGACGAGCGGUGGUGUGGCCGGCGGUGUCCGCGGUUACGGCAUGUCUCCGGUGCCGCCGCAACGGACGCGCGCUAUCAGCGACUACGAGCGCUCCCACUUCGGGCCGUCCGACCACAUGCCUAACCGCCGAAUGGCCGGUCAGUCCCAACGCGAUCGCGAGCGCGGUAUCCGUUGGUUUGUCGCUCUCUUCGAUUACGACCCGCUCUCGAUGUCUCCCAACCCGGACGCCGCCGAAGAGGAGCUGCCCUUUCAAGAGGGACAGCUCAUCAAAAUAUUUGGUGAUAAAGACGCGGACGGCUUCUACAGGGGAGAGGCGAACGGGAGGGUAGGGUUCGUGCCCUGCAAUAUGGUGUCUGAAGUGCAAUACGACAACGAAACCGAAAUGAGACAACGCAUGGGUCACCAGACGGCAGGCGCCGACCCGUGGUCUCACCUUAAUGUUAGAAAAAUGGUCGCCCUUUACGACUACGACCCGCAAGAGUUGUCGCCCAACGUGGACGCCGAGAUGGAGUUGGCGUUCAAUACGGGAGAUAUAGUGUAUAUUUACGGCGAUAUGGAUGAGGACGGCUUCUUCAUGGGCGAAGUGAAUGGCGUGAGAGGUCUCGUGCCCUCAAACUUCCUGUCGGAGUCGGGGCCGAUGCCCGUCGGGGGCGCCACCAAUGCUUCGGUGACGGGCGGUGGCGGCGCCACAUCGGCCACCGGCGCAGCCGUUGAUCCCAAUGCUCGUCAUGGCCGACUCCAGUCACAACUGGUGGGACAGCAAAUGUUGGGCCAAAGAGGAGACCUCCACAUAAUGGGAGCCCAAGGCCUGCCGCCGCAGCACCCAAUGCAGGGGCCUAUGGGGGGUCCUAUGGGGGGCCCACAGGGUUACCAAACCACAGGCGACAUUCGUCGGAUGGGAGGACCCAAUCAGCAGUAUAUUACGGGCCAAGCGGUGCCGUCGGGCCAGCAGGUGGGCCAACACCAGUACACCCAACACCCGGGCCAACAGCCGGUCCAUCCCAUGCAAUCGCAACAGGGCUACAAUCAGCAGCAAUACCAACAGCAACAACAGCAGGCAAACCAGCAGAUGAUCGCCCGGGGUAUGAGACAACAGGUACCCCCUCAGGGACCAAUGGGGGCAAUGGGCCCAAUGGCCGGUAUGCAACAGCCGGGCAGCCAACAGGCCUACAACGCAAUGUUCCCAACCGGAGGGGUAACAAUGCCUGGUAAUAAACAACGACCCACUAGUCUUGAUCUACACAGUGCCACAUCACCACGACUUAAUCAGCCCAACCAUAACAACAAUCUAACUCUUCAGCAACAGCAGCAGCAACAGCAACAGCACAGCAGCGGAAUGUUAGGCAGCCUUUUCGCCAGCGGCAAGAAAAUACUGGAAGAGGCGACCACUCCGUUGGGGGCCAGAGGGCCCUUCGCUCACCCCAACCAAAGCCACCAGACUAUGGGUCAUCACCCGCUCGGCGGCGGCCAACCCGGCGCUCCCGGACAGCAACAGUCGGCUUAUGGUAUGCAACAGCAGUCCCAACAACACCCCCAACAGCAACAGUACGGCGGACAACAGCAGCACCAGCCGUACGGUCAGCAACAGUACGGCCAGCAAUACGGCCAAAGUGGUCAACAGAUGGGAAUGGGUGGUCAGCCGGGAAUGCCCGGACAACAGGGCGGCAAUAUUUUGAAUUCCAUGAAAAAUCUAUUCAAAUUAUGAGUUCUUCGGAUUAGAGAGUUGUUAUCAAUUAUAUCUCAUUUCUUACCAUUCAUUCCUUCUCUUCACAUAGACUUCAACGACAAACCAAUCGAUAGAUCUAUUGAUUUGUUUGAUUUGGGUUUUUGUCGUUUAAUUAAAUUUAAUAUAUUCUUCUUCUUUUGUGGUGUGCCUUAAGAUUAAAACUAUGAAAACAAAAACAAAUUAAUUAAUUGAUUAAUUAUUGAAUUUUUUGGCAAUGAUUAUAUAAUAGUUAAAAUUAAUAAAUUAUAAUAAGUAUAAUAAUCAAUGAUUAUUAAUCAUAUAUUAAAAGUAAUUAUAUAUUGAGAACUUUUUAGAGUAUUUAAGUGGAGUUAAUAAAUAUUAAACAAAUGAGUGAUCAUAUCGUCUUUCUCUGCCCAAACCAUUCUCUCUCUCUCUCUCUCUCUCUCCCUAUUGUUAUGAUCUCUGGAUAUCUUAAUUAAAAGAACUGAAAACUUGUUUCUAUUUGAAGAAUAGCAGUGAAUAUUAAAAUGUAUAUCAAAAUUAAAUAACAAAACUAAAUAUAAACUAAACA
Molecule: messenger RNA, 3688 nt
Organism: Medioppia subpectinata
Lineage: Eukaryota; Metazoa; Arthropoda; Arachnida; Sarcoptiformes; Oppiidae
Source: the annotation of a GenBank genome assembly